Nematolebias whitei (Rio pearlfish) is the source of this 2228-nucleotide messenger RNA. It is a transcript of the gene faah2b, whose product is annotated as fatty acid amide hydrolase 2b. The record is from RefSeq and is a predicted model, not a curated record. The transcript is spliced from 11 exons. Bases 98 to 1681 code for a protein of 527 amino acids. NCBI's taxonomy places the organism in Eukaryota, Metazoa, Chordata, Actinopteri, Cyprinodontiformes, Rivulidae.
GCGCCAUCUUGACCAACAGGUAUCUGCUGCUACUGACCAUCGGACCAUCGAGCUGCCGCUGACCCUCCGUCCUCCUCUCGUGUACCCCGCAGGCAACAUGGCGCUGAGCCGCCUGGAGAGAGCUCAGACGUGGCUCUUCCGGACGGUCACGGGCUUCUUUUUCAUGGUUUUUCAGUUCUUCUCCCCUCGGAGAGCCGCUGCGAAGAAGCUGCCGCCCGUCAGCAGCCCGCUGCUGCUCCUGUCAGCGACGCAGCUCGCCAAGAAGAUCCGGCGGAAAGAGGUGUCGAGUGUGGAGGUGGUGCAGGCCUACAUCGACAGGAUCCAGGAAGUGAACCCGUUUCUGAACGCUGUCGUAAAAGACAGGUUUGCUGCCGCCCUCCAGGAAGCAGCUCAGGUUGAUAAGCUCAUUGAGGAGGAGACGGGUGGAGAGGAGGUGCUGGAGGACCGGCUGCCUUUACUAGGAGUCCCGCUGUCAGUCAAAGAGUCCUUUUCCCUCCAGGGCAUGCCCUUCAGCGCAGGCCUGGUGUCCAGGCGGGGAGUGGUGGCCUCCGUGGACUCUCCACCCGUGGCCCUGCUGAAAAGAGCGGGGGCCAUCCCUCUGGGCGUCACCAACACCAGCGAGCUGUGCAUGUGGUGGGAAUCAAACAACCACGUGUACGGCAUCACCAGCAACCCGUACGACCUGGAGAGGAUACCAGGAGGAAGCUCAGGGGGGGAGGGCAGCAUAUUGGGAGCAGCAGGAGCGGUCAUCGGCGUGGGCUCCGACAUCGGAGGCAGCAUCCGCAUGCCGUGUUUUUUCAACGGGAUAUUUGGCCAUAAAACCACUCCAGGUGUGGUGUCCUGUGAGAACCAGUACCCUCCUGCCUCUGGCAGACAGGAUGAGUAUCUCAGCUCGGGUCCCAUGUGCCGCUACGCUGAAGACCUGCUGCCCAUGCUCCGCAUCAUGUCCGGACCCAACGCCACCAAGCUGUCCUUAAAAACAAAGGUGGAGCUGAAGAAGCUGCGCUUCUUCUCCAUCCCUCAUGAAGGCCGCUCUGUUUGCACUCACCCUGUCAGCAAAGAGCUCCUGGACAUCCAGAAGAAGGUGGUGGAGCGUCUGGAGGCGGAUCUCGGAGUGAAAGUCCAGCAGGUGCGUUUACCUGAGCUGCGCUAUGGCUUCCAGAUCUGGAACAUGUACAUGGGUCUUCCUGACCAGGAUGGGAACCCUCCCCUGGCGUUCGCGGCGCUGAUGGGAGAACCCGGUCGACCAGUGUGGCCUCUGUGGGAGCUGCUGAAGUGGAUGGUGGGAAGAUCAGACCAUACGAUGGCUGCCAUCUUGUUGGCCGUCGUCGAGAAGACCUAUGGCUCCAAAACCUCGCCCUCCCUCAUCCAGAAGAAAGAGAAGCUGCAGAAGGAGUUUGAGGAGCUGCUGGGAACCGAUGGCAUCCUGUUCUACCCGUCACACCCCAGAGUGGCGCCCAAACACCACCACCCCCUCUUCACAGCCUUCGACUUCUCCUACACUGGUAUCCUGAACAUCCUGGGCCUGCCUGUGACCCAGUGUCCUCUGGGUCUGGGGCAGGAGGGUCUGCCUCUGGGUCUGCAGGUGGUCGCUGGAAAGCUGCAGGACCAUCUGACCCUUGCCGUGGCCCUCUACCUGGAGAAGACCUUCGGAGGUUGGAGGAGCCCUGGAGCAAACUAAACACACACACACUACAGCCAUUACCAAAAGAGAGCGUGUCGAGGCAUUUCUGCCGUCCUGCCAGAGGCACAGUCGGAGGCGAAUGUUCAAGUUUUUGCACUAAUAAGAACUCUCUCGUUCCUCCGAGGGGAUUUUAUGUUUUACAGGCUAGAAGCUCAGAAGCUGAACGUUUAGGUGGAAACAUUUUCACAUCAGAUUUCACUUAGCAGCUUGGCUCAUGUUGAGUGUGUGUUUACCUAAAUCGUCCUGUUUAAGAUCCUGCUCCAACAGGAGAACGUGCACACACACAUCAAACUGAUAAUCCAAGGUCCCUACAGAGAUUAAAUUAUUCGGUCAAAUGAGGCAGAAAAGAAUGAAACACAGAAAGAUGUGCUAAGUAUUAACAUUAGAAACUACAAAGGACGAGACGUACUGGGUGUUUUAAUAAAAAUAGGCAAAAGCUGUGUUUGACCUGAUGAGCAUGUUCAUAUGAAUGAUGUGUGGCUCAGCAGUUGUGCUGCCUGUUUUAUGCUUCAGCUCAUUUUAAUAAAUAAAACGUUUCAUUUUA